Mesorhabditis spiculigera is the source of this 1026-nucleotide messenger RNA. The record is from the annotation of a GenBank genome assembly. Lineage: Eukaryota; Metazoa; Nematoda; Chromadorea; Rhabditida; Rhabditidae.
AUGACCGACUUGGACUCGUUGCUAAAUGGGACGGCGGAAACGACGAUAUUCCCCAACGUGACGAACGCCAUUUUUGAGGACGAGUUCUGUCCAAAUGAUCGCUCCCUGCUCGAUGAGCCGCAGAUCAGAUACACGUUCUGGGCGCUGUACAUCCUCGUGUUUUUCGCCUGUUUGAUAGGAAAUCUUUUUACAAUGCUCGUCCUCUGCACCCAUCCCCAGAUGCGGACGCCCACCAAUUUUUUCCUGGCCAAUUUGGCGGGCGCUGACCUGCUCGUCGCCCUGUUUUGCAUCCUCCAGAAUAUGGUACACAUCGUUGGCUACGAGAAUGGACGCUGGUUUUUUGGCGAAGUAAUCUGCAAGAUCUACCUCUACGUGCUUCAUAUGGUUCCGUGCACGAGUGUCGGUGUGUGGACAAUCUCCCUAAUUGCAAAUUUCCCCUACCUACGCACCGCCCAUCUCUAUACGUGGGGCAACGUCUCCGCGUGUGGACGGAACGAUACGUUCAGGCAAGACGUGCUGGUGAUCACCUCGUUCAUCUUGUGGUAUCUAAUCCCGGUGCUGAUGAUGGCAUUCAUUUACACGCGAAUUGGGCUGGUGUUGUGGAAGAGUGGGCGGGGCGUGAGCAACAGGGCCAGCACUGACUCCCAAGUCUCAAAUGGCGGCGCCUCGUGGCAUAUGAGCAGCGGCCGGGUGAUCGUCUACCAGCAAAAUAGCUUACUACAGGUGCCAGACCAGGACCAGCGAAGAGUGGUCGACAGACGCAGAGGAAUGAAGGAGAGCAGACGGAAGGUCAUUCGUCUGCUCUUCGGAAUCGUGCUCGCCUUUGCUGUGCUCACACUGCCAAAUCACGCCCGGUUGCUCCAUUCAACCUUCUCCCGGUCCCAAACUUGCCUCUGGCACUGGACAAGCCUCGUCCAACCAAUGUCCUAUCUUCUCCUCUUCGUCUCUUCCACCAUCAACCCGAUUCUCUACGCUUUUCUGUCCAAACGAUUCCGCCUGGCUGCUCAGGACGUUUUGCGAUGCCGG